AUGUUCUCCGCUUCAUCCCAGUCUUCUCCAGCCGGUGUUCCAGCUGUGGCCCAAGGGGGCUUCUUUGAACCAUGGAAGGAUUACUUGAACCUCUCCAAAGUGGUGAUGGAGAUCGUUGAGGAGCGGAAGAAGCCACAGAGGUGGUCUCCUCCUUGGGAAGACCCCUUGGACGUCCUCGUUCUGCAUUGGAUGAACGGAGGCGGCAACAGCAAGACCCACAGUCCCAAGACCGAUGCCGCCCGCGGAGGAGACCCCCCGCCCGCUCCACCAACCCAACAAGGCAUCUGCAGCUUUUGCAAGCACAACGGAGAAUCCAAGAAGGUCUUCUCUUCCCAUGCCUUGAAGAGAGCCGACGGGGUGGUGGUGUGCCCCAUUCUGCGCAACUACACCUGCCCGCUUUGUGGGGCCACCGCCGACAAGGCCCACACGCUGAAAUACUGCCCCCAUAAUAAGGGGCAGCAAUCCUUGUACCGCCGAAGUGGGCGCAACUCGGCCGGACGCAUGAUCAGGAGAUAA
This is a messenger RNA of Thamnophis sirtalis, 516 nucleotides long. RefSeq names its product nanos C2HC-type zinc finger 2 (gene NANOS2). Gene Ontology annotation, molecular function: zinc ion binding; RNA binding. The record is from RefSeq and is a predicted model, not a curated record. Lineage: Eukaryota; Metazoa; Chordata; Lepidosauria; Squamata; Natricidae.